Molecule: messenger RNA, 6355 nt
Organism: Xyrichtys novacula (pearly razorfish)
Lineage: Eukaryota; Metazoa; Chordata; Actinopteri; Labriformes; Labridae
Source: the annotation of a GenBank genome assembly
AGAUGUCUUCAGUAUGUUACUGUUGGUUUUGGCUUGUUACGAACCUGCAAGGAUCGGAAGGUAUCAGCUUUUAAAACUUGAAGGUACAAUUUUAUUCGACAUUUGAAGAUGUUUUGUUGAUUUAUGUAGAUAUAUUGACUUCCGUUGUUGACUUGUUAUUGUCGACGGGAAGUGCAAGUGUUUAACCUUACCGUAACAUGUGCAAAUAAAUGUUGACUAUCCUGCAAACACGUUAACAUGAAGGUAUUUGUGAUUCACGUAAAGCUGUAAUUCUCAUUUUCUCCUCUAACUUUGAUUAAUUAACAAAAACUUGAAAUUAAGACGCUUCCUGGUCGGUGUAUUUACCAGAAAACAACUCAAAUAUAAAGUGUUAACACCUGAUAUAUUGUCUUUGCACUACUUUCAAGUGCAAAUUAGUUGUAAACAUUAAAUCUGAUUAAAAAAACACCAUCUUACAUAAUGCUCAAACCUUUUUUUUUGGGGGGGGGGGGGGGGAUUUGAAGUUUAACAGUUGACCACUUUUCUUCCAUAUAAAUGGAUAUGAAACAUUCAGUGGACCACUUCUCCACAUUGUUGAGUUUUCAGUGUUUACUGAAACCACCCUUUCUUUCCUUUCUACAUUUUAGACCCACUGACAGAAACAGUGGACGAUGGAGUAUCCAGAAGACUUCAACCAGCUGGAGCUCCUGAAUACACAUGGACACCUAAUUCCCAGAGGGGCCAGCAGUCUGUGGACGGGCAUCAAGGAUGAAGAGGAAGAAGUAGAGGAAGAGGAGGGGGAGCACAGUGAAGAGUGGUAUUUAGAAAAGGAACAAACGCUUAAGGACAAACCAACUGAGCUCUUUUUGUGGGCAGCGGAAAACAAUCGAGUAAGUAGUGUUUUUUCUCCGCAUAACUUUACAUGCCCUACACUUGUGAAAAGCAAGGUUUUGGCUGAUCCUAUCUAAAAUUAGAUAGGAUAACCUCACAGCAGUGUGAGCAAGACAAUAUUCAUCAGAUUUGAAUGCUCAUUUAUUAUAAAUGACAAAUGAAUAUAUUGAUUAAGUCCAAGGCAGCAUUGGGUCACAUCUUCUAGGACAGGUGAAGUGCAGCCCAUCAUUGUUUGACCCUGUUGUCACAGUAAGAAACAGUAGUGUUAAUUACCAUGUAAGUUUUUACGAUGUGUCAUUUGGGGAAUGUCUAAAUAUCCAAAAAUUACAGCAUGUUCUAAACUUAUUAACACAAGUUGGCAGGGUUUUACCUUUGCCUUCAUGUUUCAGAAUCGAAUCAAAGGAGAGAUGGAUAGCAACUUAUCAGUCCCGCUAGUUUUUCUGUCACUGUCAUAUCCAAAGUUCAAUGAUGGUUGUACAACAUUACCCUAAAUUCAUUUCCUUGCAGUUUACUAUUCGUUUACAAAUCAAGGAGUUUUUAAGCUCUUGAGAGUAGCCAGUUUAGGAAAGAUACACUCUUUCCGGUCUAUUUUUGACCCUCUUAAUUAUACCUGUCAAGAAUAUAUUUAAGAAAGCAGGGUAACUGGAUUAAAACAAAGAGAUGUUUUACUGAAUGCUCAUUACAUUUAGUCAUUCACCUGAUUAUAUUAAUUUUAAAGCAAAGACUAGGCUUAACACUAGAGUCAGAGAGCUGACACACACGCUAUAAACUAUAUCGUACCAGACUCUGUUUAUUCAACACAAUGCUACAUGUACAUACAACUGUUAAUAUUAAAUAACGUCACCUCACAAAACAUAUAUCCAUUUUUAACUCUUAAUGUGUGGUCAACAGAAAUUGUCCCUCCUGUGCCCACCUUACUCCAAAUUCCAGCUUACAUGAAUUAACUGAUCACUGCUGUGCCACCAUAAACCACACCCACUUAUCAGUGUGCAAACCAAACUCACAUAGGGCAAAGGCAUCUUCAAAAUGUACAUGUUUGGCUCCAGCAACUACUUUUGUGGAUUCCCAAUAAGAAAUGUGACAAAGAUACAUACUUGUUUAAUUUUGUUUGGCUAAUUUACAGACAAGUAUUCUGUGGUUGGUAAAAUAUGUUAUGAUUACACUGUUAUUUAACUUCACCAGUACAGCUCAUUGAUAAGUCAGACACUGUGGAAAUAGAUGUAUCAACAACCCAGAAAAGAAAUAGCUAAAAGCACACCCCUAUCUGGGGGUCUGUCAGACUCUCACAGAGGAGUAAAACUGUCCCACUAAUACUACGCCUAGUUUUACUUCAAAAUUCACGCUGUCUGACACUUUCCCCACUCGCAACUGCAAUUAAACUGUUUUGAUCGAACACAGACAACCUCCAUGCAAUUACUGUUCAGCCCUGUCAGUUGGAUACUUUCUGCGUCCCUCCUCUUUUAAAUUAAAGUUUAUUACAUUCAGUGAAAAGCCACUGGGGGCUAAUAUUUUCAGUGGAGAGAGUAUCUGCUUUGAAUGCUGAUUUGGAACAAUGUGCAGCUUUGCAUCGUAAACUUUUCAUACACAGUUAAUUUAUAAUGCAAAGGAUUAUUUAGUAAAAACAUGCAAUGCAACAUGCAGUUUAAUUCUGGUAUAUAUUGAGCCACAAGCUAGAAGACAAAUCUCUCAGACUUUAGCUUUUCAUCAUGAUUAGAUCUCUUUCCCCUUUUUUUGUCCAUUCAACAGGUCAUAACCCCAAAGUCAGGUUUUAUAAAACCGAGGACAGCUGCACAUUUGGUUAAGCCUGAACUGGAAGUGACUUUGAUUUAGGAAAACAAGUAAUUAGUCAUUUGUAGUUUGAGGCAAUUAAAACAUCAACUACAAAGUAUUUUUGCCCAUUUUGUAAAAAUCAGAGAAAAUCGUCGUCGUUUUAUCAAAAAGUCAAGUUUUUCAAACAAGAGGCAGCCUAUUGAAAAGGCUGCAUGACUUUGCAUACCUUGAGACAGUAGAGACGUGAGACAUGAGUGUACGCUUUUCAUGAAACACAUAAUUAAACCUCUCAAAGGCAUUGAUAUCAUGAGACAAAUACACCCCAGUGUAACCCAGAUUAUUAAAUGAUGCUUAGUGUGAAAGACAGCUGGCCAACUUAAUUCAGUCACCAUCUAUUGUGUAUAGAAUAACUCUGUUGCCAUGCAACCGUUUUCAUGAACUCAUAAACCUUAUCUGAAAAGUAAAAAGCCAGGAAAAUAAAUACAAUCACUGCAUCUGUUUUGAGCAAAUUGGUUUCCAUUUUUGUAGUGCAGGUGUGGGAAGUGAUAUCAUGAUUUGACAGCAGAUGUUGUUUAUUUAUUUUUUUUUAUUUUUUUAAACUUAUUCAUCAACAGUUCAACCAGUAAAUGAGAAAAUUGCUCUGAACAACCACUAAUGGAGUUUUGACAACAGCUGUCAUUCACCAAAGUCUCCUUCUCUGUGAGUUAUUUUUAGUCAAGAACAAAAUUCAAGAAUGUUCAAGAGUACUCUACUGCAUUUGAGUGCAGAUACGCUGCUAAGACAUAUAAGAUAAUGUGUUCUCUUUCAUUUAGUACUUUUCAAUGAUCAAAUACGGGACCUACAUGUCCUCAGCUUUUAAUUUAACCACUCUAACUGAAUAGUGUUUACAUUUAGAAUACAAACACAAAUAGACUUUUUAGAUAGAUCGGUCAGAUCAGAAUCAGCUUCAUUGUUUGGGGACGAAGACCUACAGGCAUGAAUCAUUAAAAAUGGAACUAACAUGCUUACAUAAGGCACUAAUGUAGUUUACAAUAACAGUACGUGGCUGACCUGCACCCCUGCCUUUAUGUUGCUUGUUGUGGUGAAGUGGUGCAUGUUCAUGUUUGCUUAGAGGGAAGUAACAUAACAGUCAUCCACGUGGAAGCUGCCCGAUCUAACUUAAACAUGUAAAUCUUACUGAUUUAAAAAACACUGGGAAGUGGCAUUUGAUAUUAACUUUAAAAAAAUAUUUUCAUGAUUUGGAACUGGUGCAUGGCUUAUUUUAUACAUUAUGAUCAAAUAACUAGUCAUAUUUAGUGACUGUUAGUCUGUUGAAAUGGUUGUAUGAAGCUUUGAAAACAGCUUAAAGGGAUAUUCCGGUGUAAAAUUAAUUUAAAGUCAAACACACCGUAACACCAAGUUAGACACCCCCUCGAAAGAUGAAUGUUGCCGACCACUUGCUUCUCUAGUUAUACCAACUUUAGUAACGACAACUUGAUAGCAAUACACAGCAGUCUGAGGAGCCAUAAACAAACCUCAACCAAAACACCACUCUAUAGCCACAAAUAAUGCUCAGAACAGCACCUAACUUCAUCAACAGUACAUAUUGGGUCCCAGCCACAGCACUAGCCACCAAACAUCUUUUUAACUUUGCCUAAUUUCUUUAGCAAAGUGACUAAACACAACUCACCUACUCUCUUCCAUCAGCUGGUUUGUAGUCCAUUAUGGACUGCUGCGGGGGGACGCAGCUCAAGGAAGAACAUUUAUGAUCAUUUAUUCAUGGAAGUUUAGAACAUUUCGAACAUUUUUCUGUCAUCACUUAAGGUAGAACAGAAAAAUGUUCGAAACAAGGUGGUGAAUGUCUGCAGUAAAAUAACUGUCUCUGUUCAGGAAACUUUACAGGAUCUGUGUAACAAACAGCUGAACAAGAAAGCUUUUUACGGUGUGUUUGAACUUAAAUUAAUUUUACGCCGGAAUACCCCUUUAAGCUCCAAAAUAAGUGUUCUCAUGUUAGUUUAUAAGCUGUCAAUCAUAUUUCAUAACACUAAAUGAGGCCCAGUUUCUUUCCUGAGUUUUACCAUCCAUUGUCCUUGUGGCGGCCUAACCAUCAAGCAGCUGCCAUAAGGACAACAAGCUGUCAGAUAAUACAGCCUUAUGACUCAAGAUCUGUACCACAGUAAUGACACAUCACACUGCUGCAGAUUCAGAUCACCAAGACGUUAAGCUGUUGUUCCCUCUCAAAAAUAAAAACGUGUCUUUAAGAGAUUGUUUCUGUGUCGUCUUGGUGCUCAGCAUUUCUCUGCUUCUCCUCCAGCUUUCUACAGUCCACAGUUUGUUAGCUGCUGAUCCCUCACUCCUGCACUGCUGUGAUGAAGACGCUUACACUCCCCUCCACCGCGCAGCAUACAGCGGCCACGUUGAUGUGGUCGCUGCUCUGCUCACUGCCGGUUCGAAAGUGAACUCUCGCACCAUCGACGGCUGGACGCCCCUUCACAGCGCCUGUCGCUGGAGUCGCGUCACCGUAGCGAGCGUUCUACUGCAGCACGGAGCAGAGCUGAAUGCCCAGACCAACGGUGGGCUCACACCACUACACCUGGCUGCCUCCCACGCCAGCUCCUUGAAAACAGACUCUGCUCACACGUUAGAGCUCCUCCUCUCACAGCGACACCUCAAGCCGAACGUUCGCAGCAGCAGCGGGGAGACUGCGAGUGAGAUUGCACGUCGUAGUGGACCUCAUUACUUCUUGUUUGAGAUGGUCGAAGACUGUGUGAGCGUAGUUCCAAGCUCAUGAACAAAAACACAAACUACUCUUUGUAUUUAUGCAUUUAUGAUUCUCUGUCCUUGCAAGUGUGACGGACAUGAGGUAGAUUUCACAGAAUAUGUGAAGAAGUGGCUUUUUAAAGGGACGUGUUUGUGGCCAUUCAUUAAUAUGUACUGUAUACAGUACAGGCCAAAAGUUUGGACACACCUUCUCAUUCAAUGCAUUUUCUUUGUUUUCAUUACUAUUAAAAUUGUAGAUUCUCCAAACUAUGAAUGAACACAUGUGGAAUCAUGUGCUUAAGAAAAAAGUGUGAAAUAACUGAAAACAUGUUUUAUAUUUUAGAUUUCUCAAAGUAGCCACCCUUUGCUUUUUUUGAUAGCGCUGCAAACUUUAGCUGUUCUCUCAAUGAGCUUCAUGAGGUAGUCAUCUGAAAUGGUUUUUACUUCACAGGAGUGCCUGAAGUAACCCUGACAAGGUACUUCUGUCAUCAAGACCAAAGGGUGGCUAUUUUAAAGAAACUAGAAUAUAAAACAUGUUUUAGGUUAUUUCACACUUUUUUUAUAAGUACAAAAUUCUACAUGUGUUCAUUCAUAGUUUUGAUGCCUUCAGUGAUAAUCUACAAUGUAAAAAGUCAUAUGAAAAAUAAAGAAAAUACAUUGAAUGAGAAGGUGUGUCCAAACUUUUGGCCUGUACUGUAUAUGUAUUUUUGUUUAUAACACUGAUCAAAAUAAGAGCAAAAUAUUGAGAUGUUUUCUUCUAAAUGACAAAAUAUCUUGUCUAAGUUGAAGAGCUUUGUGUAGUCAUGGUCAUAAGACAACGUAUGAUUUAAGGUGAUGCAUCAAAGGGUGACUGUUUUUAGAUUCUUUAUACGUGACUGUCUCAAGGUCGUCUAACAAGAUGAUCGAGGUGCAGAUCAUUUUCAUGCAGUUUGUCAUUGUUGAUAAAGAAUUUAUAAAAUGUUGUUUCUCCAUCUCA